AUGGCCUCCGAGGUUCAUCAGAAUUAUUCCACUGAGGUGGAGGCUGCAGGCAACCGCCUGGUCAGCUUGCACCUGCGGGCCUCCUCCUCCUCCCCCCUCCCUGGGCUACUCUCUCGGGGGCACGAUGUGGCUGUGCCCGGCGUGGGCCACUUCUCCCGAGAGCUGGCCCAGGAGAAGCGCCUCGGGAUGCAGAGCCGGCGCCGCUCUUCCAGGAUGUGCAGAAGGAUGUGCACUCCAGAGUGGGAAAGCCCAGGAGGCCGCAGAAGCCUUGGCACUGGAGAGAACCGAACCCGGCUCUUUGGAUCUUCCACCCGCACAGACCCCCAUCUCUGUGACUUUCUGGAGCACCACUUCUUGGAUGAGGAGGAGAAGCGCAUCAGGAAGAUGGAGGACCUCCUCACCAGUUGUGCAGACUGGAGCCCUCGGCCCUGA
Messenger RNA from Jaculus jaculus (lesser Egyptian jerboa), 432 nucleotides. Its product is annotated as ferritin light chain-like. Lineage: Eukaryota; Metazoa; Chordata; Mammalia; Rodentia; Dipodidae. The transcript has a single exon. The record is from RefSeq and is a predicted model, not a curated record. The coding region runs from base 1 to 432 and encodes 143 amino acids. Gene Ontology annotation, molecular function: ferrous iron binding; ferric iron binding. Gene Ontology annotation, cellular component: cytoplasm. Gene Ontology annotation, biological process: iron ion transport; intracellular iron ion homeostasis.